UGCCUAAUAAACCCCAUGAGGCCUCAGUGCUUGUGGUCAUGUGCUCACGGUCUUGUUGCCAAAACUUCCCUGUCUUCACCCCCGUGGCCUGAAGUGCCAAAACUUCCAGAUCCAGUGGAAGAAGCCAAGUAUCAUGCAGAGGUGGUGCAGAAGGUGAACGGGAUGAUCUCCGCGGGGGAGUACGGGCGGCUCUUCGCCGUCGUCCACUUCGCCAGCAAGCAGUGGAAGGUCACCAGUGAAGACCUGAUCAUGAUGGACAACGUGCUGGAGGCUGAGUGUGGAGACCGGAUCCGGCUGGAAAAGGUUUUGCUGGUUGGUGCUGACGACUUCACGCUCAUUGGAAGGCCACUGCUGGGGAAGGACCUGGUCCGUGUGGAGGCCACAGUGAUUGAGAAGACGGAGUCGUGGCCCAAAAUCCACAUGCGCUUUUGGAAGAGGCACAACUAUCAGAGGAAGAAAAUCAUUAGGAACCCCCAGACCGUCCUCCGGAUCAACACCAUCGAAAUCUACCCGUGUUUGUCCUGAUUGAUGGUGGGGGGGGAAGGUGUGGCUGGGAAUCAUCAUUGCUCCAGGCAAUCAUGGAAACAAAACUGCCUCAGCACUGGAAAGUUCUGGACUUGCUGCUGUAGUGGGAAAUGGAAACUUCUACGUGCUGUCUUUUCGAAAUAAUGAAAUAUUUUUUGAACUGUCA
Lepidothrix coronata (blue-crowned manakin) is the source of this 691-nucleotide messenger RNA. RefSeq names its product mitochondrial ribosomal protein L21 (gene MRPL21). Lineage: Eukaryota; Metazoa; Chordata; Aves; Passeriformes; Pipridae. The record is from RefSeq and is a predicted model, not a curated record. Bases 16 to 525 code for a protein of 169 amino acids. The transcript has 6 exons. Gene Ontology annotation, molecular function: RNA binding; structural constituent of ribosome. Gene Ontology annotation, biological process: translation. Gene Ontology annotation, cellular component: mitochondrial large ribosomal subunit; ribosome.